AUUUUUAAGCUUUGUUUUGACUGGGUGUUGUGUAAAUGCAGCCGAUCGUCAUCCAUCGAUUAUUGUGAGCAAAGUGCAAGACUGAAAUCCAGUGUAGUAGGACUGAAAUUUGCAUAAUGUGGUACUGGUGUCAGAAUAGCAGAGCAAAUGGACAGCGGUGCCACAAACAAGGACACAAACUUGUAAACAAGGUCAUUGAUCUUCUGUGGAGCCGACCAGUCCUGCAGCAGGAGCGCUUCAGCCCGCGGUCCCUUCUGCUGUCACUUCAGGCCAUUAGGGCAACCCCGUGAGUUCCUGCAAAGGCUCCCUGUCACUGGUGCGCUUUGGCCGUGCUGCUCCUCUGCUUGUCUCUGCUGCUCACGAUUGCCUGAGAUGAGCUCCACUCCAUGGAUUUAGCUGUAAAUGGCGGAGGAGCUGUGCACUGGCUGGUUUCGCAUUGUUGCAGGCUCCUUGGAGAUUGAGGAAUGCAAAUCUGCAAUCAUGAUGGAAGGAUUGAAAAAACGCACCAGGAAGGCCUUUGGGAUACGGAAGAAAGAAAAAGACACCGAUUCCACAGGAUCGCCGGACAGAGAUGGAAGCCUGCAGAAAAAGAGUAAUGGGGCUCCAAAUGGAUUUUAUGGAGAAAUUGAUUGGGAGCGAUAUAACUCCCCGGAGGUGGAUGAAGAGGGAUACAGUAUUAGACCUGAAGAGCUUGGUGAUUCCCCAAAAGCCAAAAGCCACUUUUUCUCAUCAAGUGAGUCAGAAGAAGAGGAGGAACACCGGAAAAAGUUCAAAAUCAAGAUCAAACCUUUGCCUAAAGACAACGCGAACUUUACAGCACCCUCAGUAGAUGAGCUCAAAGCCUCCAUAGGCAACAUAGCACUUUCUCCUUCCCCACUGAGGAGUAGUCCGAGACGUAGCCCGGGCUUGAUGAAAAGAAAUGCAUCUGGUGAAGAGGUUGCAAGGCCACGGCGCUCUGUGCUUACAGUGAACCCCACAAUAGCUUCUGCUCCAGAGGCCCCAAGCAGAAAAGUUCCAGUACCACAAGAUGCGACCGCUUUAUUUGGACCACCUCUAGAGACGACCUUCGAAGCACAGAAAACAGAAGUGGUUAUAGAUGAACCUGACGUGUGGGGGGUACCUUAUUCUGAGUCGCACCCUGACUCAUCUUUGACAAGACCCUUUCCUCAUGGAACUCCACCUCUGCUUCCGCCCAAGAUUGUCCCAGCCUCAUCCCUUGUUUGUGGCUCCCCCAUCACAGACUCCUCUGAAAUUUUGGAGGGCGAGAGUGAAAAACUGCCAGCCUCAGGUUCCCAGGAGGCUCUACCAGAUGCCACCUCCGAGAAGCCCUCGAUGGCUGAUCUGGACAACAUCUUUGGUCCCAUUAAGGCUCCCACACCCAAAGAGACAACAACGGAAAAUAAUUGGGUCAGCUUCACAGAUGAGUCACCUGAAAGACCACCCACUCCAGAAGAACCAGCUCCUCCUCUUCCUACUGUUCCACCCCCGGACUCGCCCCCUUGUGUCCCUCACGGGCCCCCUACAGAGGAGGUGUCGGACCUGUCCCCAAACACUGGUCCCCCAGCACAACCAUCUACACGUAGUAUCCCCCCACCUCUUGUCCUUAGUGAGGAGAACCGGAGGAGCUCUGAAGUCGUGCAGGCUAUGGAGGGCCUGGCAGAGUCUGUGGCCUCACCGAAAGAACUGUCCCAGGGCCCAAAGGCCACACCUCCCCCUCCUCCACCACCUACCUACAGGGCAGUAGUGUCCUCACCUGGACCGUAUUCUGGAACAGGCAGUGGCUCGUCCUCCCCAGCUCGACCCUCUACCCCGCUCUCUGGCACUAGCGCAACACCCCCUCCUCCUCCUCCCAGACCCCCGUCGAGACCCAAACUACCUCCUGGGAAACCCAGCAUUGGGGAUGUGACUCGGCCAUUCAGCCCUCCAAUUCACUCCUCGAGCCCCCCACCCAUUGCCCCUCUUGCCCGAGCUGAGAGCACCUCGUCCAUUUCGUCCACCAACUCGUUGAGCGCUGCCACGACGCCUACUGUUGGUAAAGAGCUCGCCAUUUCUGUGUCAGAAGAUGACGCUUUUGUAUGCAAAGUGGCUGCCUCAACGAGGCGCUGUCAGUCCCCUGCAGAGAAUGACCAGCCUUCCCUGGUAUGGUUUGACAGAGGAAAGUUUUAUUUAACCUUUGAAGGCUGCUCCCGAGGACCAAGCCCACUCACCAUGGGUGCCCAAGACACCCUCCCAGUGGCAGCGGCCUUCACGGAGACCGUUAACGCCUACUUCAAGGGGGCAGACCCGGGCAAGUGCGUGGUGAAGAUCACUGGGGAGAUGGUGUUGUCCUUCCCAGCCGGGAUCACCAGGCACUUUGCCAAUAACCCCUCCCCAGCCGUCCUAACAUUCAGCAUAACAAACUACAGCCGGCUGGAACACGUCCUCCCUAACCCCCAGUUGCUGUGCUGUGACACCCCACAGUCUAGCCCAAACUCCAAGGAAUUUUGGGUGAAUAUGCCCAAUCUGAUGAUACAUUUGAAAAAAGUUGCCGAGCAGAAACCCCAGGCUACGUACUACAAUGUGGAUAUGUUAAAAUAUCAGGUAUCUGCACAGGGCAUUCAGGCCACACCUUUGAACCUGGCAGUCAGCUGGCGUUGUGAACCCACCUCCACAGACCUCAGGAUAGACUACAAAUACAAUGGGGAGGCCAUGACCACACCUGUUGCGCUCAACAAUGUCCAGUUUCUGGUCCCUGUGAACGGAGGGGUGACCAAACUCCAGGCAGUGCUUCCCCCAGCUGCUUGGAAUGCCGAACAACAGAGAAUCCUAUGGAAGAUCCCAGAUAUUUCGCAAAAAUCUGAAAAUGGAGGGGUGGGGUCUCUGCUCGCCAGGUUCCAGCUGACAGAGGGGCCCAGCAAGCCCUCACCCCUGGCUGUGCAGUUCACCAGUGAGGGCAGCACUCUCUCGGGCUGUGACAUUGAGCUGGUCGGACCUGGCUACAGAUUUUCUCUCAUCAAGAAGAGAUUUGCUGCUGGAAAGUACUUGGCUGACAAUUAACCAGCUGUAAUGGUGAAUACUAAGAAGAUUAUCACAUUGGAUCUGAAGUGACACUUGUUUCAGAUACAUAAAGGAACCAACAAAAAUGCUUUUAAACCUUUAUAAUUACACACAGAAGGCAAGGUGGCCAAAUCAUCAGUGUUACAGUAUAUAAAUUGCAUAUAGAAUUGUGAGAGUUCUGGGAUGUUAUAACUGUAUUUGUAAUAUGUAUUCAAUCCAGAACAUCUGUAUUGUUGCAUUUAGACAACUGGAUUUCUUUAUGAUGAUAGCAACUUUUUUUUUUCUUUUUUUCUUUUUUUUUUUUUUUUUAAAUGUUUGUCCCCCCCUUUGUUCUUCUUUCCCCAAGCGUGUUGUGAUAGUAAAACCCUGUACUGCAACUGCCUAACUACUCAAAAUUAGUAUCCACUGGUUCUUUUUUGCUCAUGAACACGGCACAAAAUAGUCAUAAGUACAGCCAGUGGUAUGCGCUGACUGACCAUGAGAAGAAUGCCAUUUAGUUCAAGUCUUUUUUGGGUCUGAAAUCAAAUGUAGUACUAUUACCUUUUUUAAUAAUUGGCUUUUUGAUUUUAUUAACAAGAAUUAUGUUUAGUAAAGGAAACAUGGGUUAAGAUUAUUAAAAAUCAGUGUUAUUGCUGUGAAGUCCAGCUACCAGGAACUCUCCUCUUGGUUUCCUUCACACACACGGACACACAAAUAGAGCUCCCUAACCCUAUGCUGGAUGCAUCUAGUACAGAUUGCAUAAAAUCUCCUAGCUAAGAAAUGAAUUUAAACAAUGCCAUGAUGAUAAAUUAACCUUGAAAAGUUAAUAUUAAAAGACAGGCAAUUAAAUGUAAAUGUAGUAACCACACAUAGAGCAGAGCGUCACACAAACAAUUUGCUGGGGAGCAAGCAGAGAAUGCUUAAAAUAUACACAUUAAUUUAUACUUUGUCGUUAAGUACUAUCAUUAGCCUUUUUGAGACUAGUAAUGGCUUUUUCUUUUUGCACAGCCAGGUUUCCCUGCACUGGCCCUUGUGGUCAAUCUGAGCUCGUUGCGUUUGCACUUUGUCAACCAGGUAGUCUGUUUCACUGUCGCCUCCUCUUAAGGUUUGAUAACACUCAGGUCUUUUUUUUGUUUCUGUCUCUCUUUGUUGUUAUGCUAAAUUUAUAGAAUGAAUAAAAUGAGAAAGCACUGUGGUUUCCCUAGUAUUACUGGGGUGGUGGCAGCUUAGUGCUAGUUGUGGGGUAGUGCACUGAACCUUCAUCAAAAACUGAUCAACUGCAAUUCUCUCUGCUCUCAUGUCUUAGCAUCUUACGGUGAUAAUCCUGGUUAGGUAAAAUUGUCUUUUUAACGCUGAUGAACAGCUGGCGUGGUGUAGCUUUACAUGCAUUGCUGCCCUGGGUUUCUCAACUGAGGUAUUUAUUAAUUUAUGAAAUGUUGCAUCUGGGCAUUCCCAGAGGUUUCCUCUCUCCUCUGUCUUGUAUGUUGUAUAUUUUGUAAAACGCUUCAUUUCAACCUACAGAAAAACAUAUUGGAAUAUCUUGAUUCAUGUUUUUAUUGAUACUCAUUUUCCCUUGAGAGCAUAAAUGCCCUUUCUGUUCUUGGUGGUAGAAUAAUUGAUUAUUAAUUUUGAAGGUUUGCUAAGGCCCACACAGAAAAAUAGAUACAGUCCUAAUACUCUUUCUGAAGUAGAAUUUGCCUUGCACUGAAAUAAGAAUUUUUUCAGUUGAAAUUUUGAAAUUAGAAUUGCUGCAAGGUACAUAUGCCCAUAUGAUUUUUGCACUUUCUUUACUAAGCAAACUAUUGUCUAAUGAGAUGUGCUCUCAACCAACUCUCCCCCACAUAAUUUUUAUAAGAUAACUAACUGUACUUUCAUGUGAUUGAAAGUCUAAUGCAAGCUUCUUGAACAAGCAGCAAAUUUCUGGAAGGACACUAUGCAGAACAAAUCCAAAGACAUGCAUCAUGUCUUUUGUUUUUGUGAACAGAGCUAAUUUAAAUGUUACUGUGUUUCUUCCAGAUGUUAUUUGAACAUAAGCUGUUCACUGUGACUAAACUGAGGUAACCAGAUGUCCAUUAUCUGAACCUGAAGUGUUUUCUCCAUUAAUUGAAAUGUUAUAUUUUUGUUUUGAAGUGGAUAAUUGGGAUAAUUGAGUAGAUGGGCAGCUUCAACAGUUAAUACAUUUUACUAGUUGCAAUGUUUAAAUAUGGUUUCCCUAAAAAUGUAUGAAUUAUCAUUUUAAAUUGGUACUAUAUCAUAAGAGGGCAUAGGUGUUUCCAUGUAUCGUCAAAUAGCCUCGUUUUUCAGAGAGCGGUGUUAGACUUAAAGUACAGUAUGGCAUUAUAUUUUUAUUUAUUGAUGAGACUGAUUUGUUGUAAAAAGUGACUCCUGUAUAUGAAUAGAAGUUGAAUGGUAUCAAAAAUUUAGAAUCCUUAAAGCUAUAAAUAUUUUAAUUCUUUUUGUUAUAUGUGUAGAAUGGUAACUUGUGUACAGUAUAAGGCUAAUGUCUAAUUUUUUUUAUUUAUUUCUGAUAUUUUUUUAACUCAAGUGUGCAACGUAAGAUUUGUUGUAUAUGGGUGGGGGAACAAUGGAAUAAGAAAUUUACCUGGAUGCACCAAGCCUGAGAACAGCACUGUUUGUCAUAGACCUGAUACAUAAUGGAUCGUAAUGAGAGUCUUAGAGGUUUUGAACACUGGAGACCAUUCAUCUCAUUGUGUUUAAUCCAGAUUCCUUGAUGGCAUAUUAUCCAACACACGCAUGAACCCAGUUAUAAAUGCUUGAACCUAUACCUUUAUUUUCUAUGUAUCAAUGGUCUGUGUGGGAUGGGAAGGGAAAAAUAUGUGAAUACAAUAGAUGACCAAAAUUUGUUUUAUAGUUAUAUGUGUGCUUCAGACAACGCCUUCUAAGUGAAUAAAAGCUAAAUAUUUUCAAAAUAAAAUAAAGAAGUUUGUUUUAAGAAAAAUCACUGUGUUUUUUUUUUAUUUUAUUUUUUUUAUUUAACAUUUACCCCAACAACAUGAGAGCGGUAUAUGCAUGCUGGAAGUCUUGUUUUAAUUAAAAUCUACUAAAUGGUUUAUUAAAUGUUAAUAAUUUUACUAAAAAUUGAUGCUUUAAUUUAUGGGUGAAACAAGCCACACAUUUUAAAAUGACUUAUUUUCGCUAAACUUUUUUACUGGCAACAUAAUUUUUCUGAAUUUAAU
Molecule: messenger RNA, 6212 nt
Organism: Scleropages formosus (Asian bonytongue)
Lineage: Eukaryota; Metazoa; Chordata; Actinopteri; Osteoglossiformes; Osteoglossidae
Gene: sgip1a
Product: SH3GL interacting endocytic adaptor 1a
Exons: 27
Coding region: 403-3036 (877 amino acids)
Biological process (GO): clathrin coat assembly; clathrin-dependent endocytosis; synaptic vesicle endocytosis
Cellular component (GO): plasma membrane; cytoplasm; clathrin-coated vesicle
Source: RefSeq, a predicted model, not a curated record